CUUUUCUAUUUGACACUACACCACAACUAAAAAGCCCUAACUUUUUACUCUCUAAUAUUUUCUUCUCAUUAUUUACAGCCUUUUCCUUUUUUUAUUUGACACAACACCACCCUAAAAGCGCUGUUCUUUUCUCUCUGAUUAUAUUUUUCCCAAUUUGGUGUUAAUCAAAAAAAGUUGUGUUAAUAGAAGAAGGUCGGCACCAAAAUUUUAUCUGCUCGCAAUCGUCCUCAGUUCUAAGUGACCAUGUGCCAAAUUGCGUUAAAUCAUCCAUAGUUUUGUCUACUAGCAAUCGGUCCUUCAACAUCUUCUACUACUUCACCUGAACCAAUAAUCUUAAAUUUGCUUCAAAGUUUAUCAUUUGUUCUGAAUAAGGAAAAUGGCACCUAAUAAACAAUGGAUUAAUCUUUCUAAAAUUGAUAGAUUAGAUAAAGAAUACGGAGAUGGGAUUGAACCGUUCAUAAGUUAUGCUUUUAGGAAUAAAACUGAUGAGCAUAAAGUACGAUGCCCAUAUGUUAGGUGUAAUAAUACAUUUUCUGCAAAUCGUAAAAUGAUUCGAUCUCAUUUAAUAGUUUAUGGAAUAAUGGAGAGUUAUACUUUUUGGUAUCAUCAUGGUGAAAGAGUUGGUGAAUCUAAGAUCGAUAAAGAAGAAUCAGAAGACUUUGAAAAUGCCGAGGAAAUUGAAGAAAUCAUAAGAGAUCUAUAUCCUAAUAUGAAUGAAAGUGAAUUUGGCAAUCACUCCUCAAAUUGUGAAGUGAAUGAAGAGAAUCCCAAUUCUGAAGCAUUGAAAUUUUAUAGGCUCUUGAAAGAUUUAGAUGAAGAAGUUUAUCCUGGUUGCAAGACCUCAAAAUUAGCAGCAAUGAUCAAACUGUUACACAUUAAAAGUCUCGGUCACUGGACUAAUAGAUCAUUUGAUAUGUUUGUAAAAUGGGUAGUUGAAAUACUCCCAACUGGUUCCACGUUGCCAAAAUCUUUUUAUGAAGCGAAACAGAUUGUAAAGUAUUUAGGUCUCUCCUACAAAAAAAUAGAUUCAUGUAUCAAUAACUGCAUGCUCUAUUGGAAAGAAAAAGAAAAUUCCAACUUGUGCAAACUAUGUGGCAGUUCUAGGUGGAAGGAAAAUAGUUACGCCUUCAACAUCUCACGAUGAGGUUAGUUCUGCUUAUGUUUUUACUUUACCUUAUGUUUUAUUUUACCUCUUGAAUUUACAACAUUCUCAUGUUUGCUGUAGAAAUUGCACCCCUGUUUUGUAUAGAUCAUUUUUCUUAUAGCAUGAAAUUAUACUGCCUCUCCUUUCCA
Mercurialis annua (annual mercury) is the source of this 1293-nucleotide messenger RNA. RefSeq lists its product as uncharacterized. NCBI's taxonomy places the organism in Eukaryota, Viridiplantae, Streptophyta, Magnoliopsida, Malpighiales, Euphorbiaceae. Bases 377 to 1144 code for a protein of 255 amino acids. The transcript is spliced from 3 exons. The record is from RefSeq and is a predicted model, not a curated record.